This is a messenger RNA of Stylonychia lemnae, 870 nucleotides long. Lineage: Eukaryota; Ciliophora; Spirotrichea; Sporadotrichida; Oxytrichidae. The record is from the annotation of a GenBank genome assembly.
AUGAUAUAGUUGAUGAUCCUACAGAUUCCCAAAAAAUCAUAACUGAAGCAAGAUUCAGAGCAAAUGUAAAUAAAAUAAUCCUCUCUAUAUUAAAGUGUUUUUUAGAUUAAAUCUAGAAUGGAGGAACUCUAGCAAUUUUAUGAUGACAAUAUCGAUGAUUAAAAGGUAUUUUUCUUUGAGAAAUUAAGACUUAAACUUAAAAAGGCAUUACAUUCUAAAACUAAUAGGAUACAUGGUGCUGGCAUAGGAAGACCUAACUAAAUAUCAUCUCAAUAAUAGUAGCAGUUAAGUAGUUAAGGAAUAAGAUCAGGAGAUAACAUUAUAAGCUCAAAUCAAAUUUUGAGUUCUUAAUAGAGACUCUUUCAUAAUCAGAUAUAUGAAAAUGAUGAUGAUGAUUUGGAUCACAGCUAAAACCAUCUGAUAACUAAUAACAAUAACUAUUAUGAUGAUGAGAACCAGAAUUAAAUUAUAAGGGAUGAAUAUGGAGAUGAAAAUCCUUAUGAUGAUCAAAAUGAUGAUGGCGGAAAUUUCAACGGAGCUGGUAGAGGUCUUAAUGGUUAUGGAGAUGAUAAACAUUUCGAAAAGAUUUAGGAAGAGGAGGAAGAAGAUGGUAGUGCAAAUUAAUCAAUGGAAUAGCAAUUUAAUGACUAAAAUCUACAGAAUAGUAUCUAAUUGCUGCAAAGAAAUUAACUAAACGGAAUUAACUAAAAUUUUGAAUAGAGAUAAGGUAGCAAUAAUAAUGUUGCAAACGGAUAAAAUAAUCAAAAUUAACCUUCAUAAUGGCAAGAACUCAUUUUUAGAAUUAAGCUUACUUAAUAAGAAUAUGAUAUGUUUCUUAGAGAGAAAGCUAAAAGAUUAGCAGUUAAAUGA